AGAUCAAUGAGCCCUCCAGCCGGAGUCGGAGCUCUGUGCUGCUCGGACAGUGUCUCUUCAUCAUGAGUGGGUGCCCAGUUUUAGGAAACAACUUUGGAUUCGCUUUGAAUAACCUACCCGUGGAAGGCAGAGAAGAAGACAAAUCCCAAACUGGUGUGAAUAAAGCCAGCAAAGGAGGACUUAUCUAUGGGAACUACCUACAGCUGGAAAAAAUUUUGAGUGCGCAAGAACUUCAAAGUGAAAUAAAAGGCAACAAGAUCCACGAUGAGCACCUUUUCAUCAUAACGCAUCAAGCUUAUGAACUCUGGUUUAAACAGAUCCUCUGGGAAUUAGACUCUGUUCGAGAAAUUUUUCAGAAUGGUCACGUCAGAGAUGAGAGGAAUAUGCUAAAAGUUGUCACUAGGAUGCACCGCGUGUCCGUGAUCCUUAAAUUAUUGGUGCAGCAGUUUUCUGUCUUGGAAACGAUGACAGCCUUGGACUUCAAUGAUUUCAGGGAGUAUUUAUCUCCAGCAUCAGGAUUCCAGAGUUUGCAGUUCCGACUCCUGGAGAACAAGAUCGGUGUUCUUCAGAACUUGAGAGUCCCUUACAACAGAAGACAUUAUCGGGAUAACUUCAAAGGGGAAGACAACGAGCUGCUACUUCAAUCUGAGCAGGGCAAGACACUUCUGCAACUUGUCGAGGCAUGGCUGGAAAGGACACCAGGUCUAGAACCACAUGGAUUUGAUUUCUGGGGAAAGCUUGAAAAAAAUAUUGUCAAAGGGCUGGAUGAAGAAUUCAUAAAGCUGCAGGCCUUGGAAGAGUCAGAGGAAAAAGAGGAUGUGCUGGCUGAAUUUCAGAAACAAAAAGAGGUGUUACUGUCCCUGUUUGAUGAGAAGCGCCAUGAAUAUCUCCUUGGUAAAGGUGAAAGGCGAUUGUCUUAUAGAGCGUUACAGGGAGCGUUGAUGAUAUAUUUUUACAGGGAGGAGCCCAGGUUCCAGGUCCCCUUUCAGCUCCUGACCUCUCUCAUGGACAUAGACACACUCAUGACCAAAUGGAGGUACAACCACGUGUGCAUGGUGCACAGGAUGCUGGGCAGUAAGGCUGGCACCGGAGGGUCCUCAGGUUAUCAGUACCUGCGCUCCACCGUGAGUGACAGGUACAAGGUGUUUGUAGAUUUAUUUAAUCUUUCAACGUAUCUGGUUCCUCGGCCCUGGAUACCGAAGAUGAAUCCAAUCAUUCACAGAUUCCUUUAUACGGCUGAAUACUGUGACAGCUCCUACUUCAGCAGUGAUGAGUCAGAUUAAAUCCACCUGCAAAACCUCCAAGGACUAUUGAUUUUUCCAGUCUAUGAUUUUAUUUUUUAUUAAUGAUCUUUUAUAAUGAUGUGUAUAUGUAGUUUUGCAUCAUGCUAUUCUGGUUCAGUUUGGGAAAUAAGUUUAUUAUGUUACGUGAUGAUAGAAGAGUUAAGAUGUAAAUCCAUUCAAUGAUAACCUUGUAUAUAGGAUAUUCUCCUAUUAAAAAUUCAAUUUCCCAAAUUUAACUUUAAGUGACCACUUCAUGUGAUCAUCACCUCAUUGCUUAUAGUUCGUAAACUUAAAAAGUCACCCAACAAUUACAGAUAUUGUGUACAAUAAAAUGCCAUUCU
This is a messenger RNA of Ochotona curzoniae (black-lipped pika), 1624 nucleotides long. RefSeq names its product tryptophan 2,3-dioxygenase (gene TDO2). The record is from RefSeq and is a predicted model, not a curated record. NCBI's taxonomy places the organism in Eukaryota, Metazoa, Chordata, Mammalia, Lagomorpha, Ochotonidae. The transcript is spliced from 12 exons. Gene Ontology annotation, molecular function: heme binding; metal ion binding; L-tryptophan 2,3-dioxygenase activity. Bases 63 to 1283 code for a protein of 406 amino acids.